UGGAAGUGGACACACUGUUUUUUGAAUCACCCCAAAUGAAAUUUCAACCCCAGAACACUAAGAUGGAUGAUAUUCCAGAAGAACCAGAAGAGACACAUGAUAUUGCUCAUCCUUCCAUUGUGCCCCUUAAAGAAGCUGUGGAAAACAGUAAGAAAGAUGUCAGCAAUGGGAAACCUAAAUUUGUUACUGUGCAUUAUUCUCGUACAGCCAGUUGGGACCAAGCGCAAGUCACCAAUGUACCACAGGAUGGUGCAAAGAGAAGUAAAGAAGGACUCAGUGUUGUUUAUUCUGAGCUGGCCAAACAGCAGUAAUGAAUGAAGCCAAAUUCUUUCAACACAUGUUAAAUUAUUUUGAGGAGUACACCACAUGUCCAGAUGUCUUAGGUACAGUGUUAGUAAAGACAUACAACUUAACACCGGUGUAGAUUUAUAUUCAACAUUAAAAGCUCAAUUUAGUUUGUUUUUAUAUUAUAUUGUUUGCUGUGUUGUAAUUAAAAUCAUGGAUCGUACAUGAUCUGCCCCUUUAGAGCACAGAUGAAAUUUGUCUGACAUCCUUCAGUAUAAAUGUAGAAAUCUGAUAUAUACAUGUCCAUCUCCAUCACUAAAACCAGAUGUACUUAUGACCAAGACUAUUAUAGUAAAU
Trichomycterus rosablanca is the source of this 642-nucleotide messenger RNA. RefSeq lists its product as uncharacterized. The transcript has 3 exons. The record is from RefSeq and is a predicted model, not a curated record. Lineage: Eukaryota; Metazoa; Chordata; Actinopteri; Siluriformes; Trichomycteridae. The coding region runs from base 36 to 311 and encodes 91 amino acids.